UCGCUCCAAAACGAAGUACAGUAGUUCCAUCAAGAAUUUUACCAUCAGGUUGCCCAAGUUCUGUCAUGAGCCAUGGAAAUGGAAUGUUGAGCUCAUGGCAUCACCUAGGAAACAGCAAGACCAGUUCUAAGCAUCAUUCAAAGUUGGAUAACAGCCUGAGUUGUUCAGUACGAAGCUGUACACCUACUGUUGGGUUUACAGAACUACAGCUCCUUAGUCUGAGAUAAUACUUCAAAUAAAGAUGUCCACAGAGAACACAACAGAGUUGGUUAAACGCCUUGACAAGAGUUUGAGCCAGUCUUUCUUGCCUGCGAUUCCUAAUGUUUCUGGAAGCAGAGUGAAUUCCCUCGAAGACCGGAUGUCCAACCAGGAAAGGACCACCGCUGUUCUUCUGGAUCAGGCCUUUCGGAUCAAAGACGGCAUUGUUUCUUACCUUCAGGGGAAUAAAGGUUUUCAUCAAGGGGAGGCAGCAGCGCGCCAGCUACUGGAAAACCACAUCCAGACCAUUACAAGCAUCGUUAAAAAGCUGAGCCAUGACAUAGAGACGUUGGAGAGGCAAAUAAAAACAAGAGAUGAUGUGACAUCAGGAACAAAUUUUGCAAUGCAGAGUCUGGACCAUAAGCAUCUGCAGGGAGUUGGGGAUCUACGUGGGAGAGUGGCUAGAUGUGAUGCCAACAUUGCAAAACUCUCUGGAGAUAUAAAUAUCAUCAGGCACGAAAUUUCAAAAUUGGAGAGAGACAUUCAUGCCAUCCAGUCAUCCCUGGAAAAUUAUGCUAAUAAUGUAGAAAUGAAGGUAACGCAGCUUUUAGGCAAGAUAGAGACUUCAAACACAGAGCAAGACUCAAAUUUAAAGGCAGUACAAGGGAAUCAGCACCAUGAAUUGGAGCUCCUGGAUCUCAAGAUAAAUGGUAUUUUAAAUGACUUUAAGGAUCAAAUUCUGAAUCAAUGGAAAUGGACUGAAAACGAGGUGAGGAGAACUGAACAAGAGCAAGCCCACCUCGCAAAUCAGCUUCUUGGCACAAUGAAAGACAAACUGGAAGCAGUGGAAAAGAAAAUGGAAGAUGGUUUUUAUUACCUCUCCAAACGGAUAGAGAGCACAGAUAAAACAGUGCAAUUUGAUACAGACCUGAACCAGGUGAAAAAUGAUCAAAAUAAACUCCAUGCAAGGAUUACUAGAUUUGAAAAAUUGAUGUGGAAUGAGCUGGAAGAAAUUCAGAGUGAAUAUAGAUCAGGAUUUCAAUCCAUCCGUGACUCUCUCAACACACUAAAACAGAUACAGACAACAAAGCUGAAACUUGAAGAAGAGAAGUUCAAGCAGGACAUGAAGAAGAUACAAAAAAAGAUAACUGAACUUCAAGAAGAUUAAUGUCUUUUUAACAUUUGCAGUUAUACCAUUGUG
Molecule: messenger RNA, 1399 nt
Organism: Elgaria multicarinata webbii
Lineage: Eukaryota; Metazoa; Chordata; Lepidosauria; Squamata; Anguidae
Gene: FAM81B
Product: family with sequence similarity 81 member B
Exons: 10
Coding region: 242-1366 (374 amino acids)
Source: RefSeq, a predicted model, not a curated record